AUGCGCCUAAGUAUGCAUGCUAAGGUUUGGAUAAGAGGAAUUGUGGUGAAAUUGUUGUCUUGCACAAGAUCCCAAGGUCAAGAAUUAGUACCCUUUGAUCCUGAGAUAGAAAAAACGUUCCGAGAGCUCUGUCACAUCAACCAACAAGCAUUUGAUACUGAUUUAGAGUCUGACACAGAGUCAAUGGCAGCCAACACUAAGCCCUUGAAGGAGUAUUCACAGCCCACAAUUUUAGAAGAGCCUUCAUGUAUCACAUUUCCUGAAAUUGAUGAUGUUUCGUUUGAGCUGAAAUCCGGUACCAUUGGUCUUCUUCCUUCGUUCUAUGGUAAAUCAAAUGAAGAUCCCAACAUUCAUAUUAAGGAUUUUUACAUAGCUUGUGGUACGGUUCAUAUCAAGGGAGUUUCACAAGAAAUAGUGCGUCUGAGAUUGUUCCCCUUCACUCUCAAAGACAAGGCCAAGUCAUGGUUCACCUCUCUUCCUGCUGGAUCCAUCACAUCAUGGGAAGAACUUGCUCAAAAAUUCAUGCUGAAAUUUUUCCCUGCCACAAAAACAUUGCUACUUAGGAAGGAAAUCACGAACUUUGAACAAAAGCCUCAAGAAUCUUUUCAUGAGUGCUGGGAGCGAUUUUGUGAUCUACUACAACAAUGUCCUCAUCAUGGAGUGGAAACUUGGAUGCAAAUGCAGAUCUUUUACCAAGGACUAACCUCAGCCAGUAGAAACAAUGUUGAUGCGGCGUGUGGAGGAGCUCUGAGUGAGAAAGAUCCUAAGGAGUGCUUCAAAACUUUUGAGAGAGUUGCUGCCAAUUCUAUGCAAUGGGGCGAUGACAGAUUCACAAGGAAGAUUACUGUGCAUAGUGUCGAUACAAAUCCUGGAUUCGCUUCAGCAUCUCAAGUAUCCAACUUGGAAAAGAAGCUUGAAAAUUUCAUGCAGUCAAUGACCAAAUUUGUUUCUCCUUCCUCUGUGUGUGCUAUUUGCUCUGAUAAUUCUCAUCCAACUAAUAAUUGCCCUUUGAGUGAUCUUACGCAGGAGCAGGCUAAUCAAAUAAAUUCAUUUCAAAAGCCACGACAUGAUCCCUACUCCAACACGUAUAACCCGGGAUGGAAGAACCACCCCAAUUUCUCAUGGAGCAACAACAAUCCGUCUGAGCAGCGCAUUUAUCCUCAGCAAAAACCUGUCAAUCCGAAUGAACCAAGAGAACCAACUUUGAAGGAGAUUAUGACUCAAUUUAUUCAGACUCAACAACAAACAAACAAUAACCUUCAAGCUGGUUAUCAAAAUUGUCAUGCUGCAAUUCAGAAAUUGGAAGUCCAAGUGAGCCAGAUUGCAAACAUAGUCAAUGAGAGGGAGAAAGGCAAGUUACCUAGCCAACCUGAAAUCAAUCCAAGAGGCCAGGAGCACAUUAAGGCGAUAAAAACAUUAAGGAGUGGGCGAACUUAUGAGGCUAGACCUGAAGAUGUUUCUAAGGGUGAAACAGAGGGAAAACAAGCUGCUGAAAUGGAGUUAGACGUGGAAGACAAGAAUACACUUCAGCCACACCCUGUCCCUGCCACAACGGAUGUUACAGAGGCCCCUACAGCAGCUAUUGAGCCUACCAAAGAACCUACAGCAGCUACCCCUUCCAAGGAGCGAAUAUAUGUGCCUCAAGUUCCUUUUCCGCAAAGACUACAGAAGCACAAGAGAGAUCAACAAACAAUGGAUAUUCUGGAAUUGUUUAGAAAGCAGCUAGGCAUUGGAGAGAUCAAACCAACUUCUGUGAGCUUGCAACUGGCUGAUAGGUCUAUCAAAUAUCCACUUGGAAUCGUUGAAGAUAUACUAAUCAAAGUGGAUCAAUUUGUUCUUCCAGCAGAUUUUAUCAUCCUUGACAUGGAGGAAGACAGAGAAGUUCCCAUCAUUAUGGGACGUCCUUUUAUGGCUACUGUUGGCACCAUUAUUGAUGUGAAGAAAGGUUUAUUGUCUAUGACUGUGCAAGGCCAAACUGUUGAGUUCAAGGUGUUUGAAGCCAUUAAGAAACCUGUGGAGAUGGAUGAGUGUUUUUGUGUAGAUGUCGUUGAUACUAUUGCCCACACCACUUUCCUAGCUAAUGUAAACGAGGAUGAACUUCUCACAUGCCUAGCUAACCCGGAGCUAAGAUCAGAUUCUAAUGAGGCCCAACACCUUGUAGCAGCUUUGGAUUCGACACCUAUUCAGUUCCCAAGGUGGCGUCACACAUAUGAGCCACUAGGGACACCUAGCGCUCCUAUCUUGCCCUCCGUUGAGAUACCUCCAAAGUUGGAGCUCAAGCCAUUGCCUGAACACUUGAAAUAUGCCUUUUUGGGAGAAUCCGAUACACUUCCUGUGAUCAUUGCUUCUGAUUUGACUGUUACCGAGGAAGAAAAGCUUUUGCGGGUUUUGAGAGAGUACAAAACAGCUUUAGGAUGGACCAUAGCUGACAUUAAAGGCAUUAGUCCAUCCAUGUGCAUGCAUCGAAUUUUACUAGAGGAUGGUUCUAAGGCUACCAUUGAUGCGCAAAGAAGAUUGAAUCCUAACAUGAAGGAGGUAGUCCGAGAGUCCGGGCUAACCACCAAGGAGCGCAAGAGAAAGAUCGCGCAGGCAACUUAUGUCUCCCAAGUCACAACGGGAGUACCAGCUGUUGGGGACACACCUAUCAUCGGCUUCCAGAAGAAGGACUUGAUCGGGCUUGACCUGCCACAUAAUGACGCCCUAGUCAUCUGCAUCCAAAUUGAACAAGCUGUGAUCGAGCGAGUUCAUGUAGAUGAGGGCAGCGCAGCCAACAUCCUGCAACUAUCUGUUAUCCAACAGAUGGGGUUCGAGCCCAAGAUUAGCAAACUUGCCAGAUUGCUCACCGGCUUCAAUGGGGCCACAUCAAUCACUAUUGGAACGAUCGACUUGGAUGUCCACUCACCCCCAGUGGUCUGCUCACAGACCUUCAUUGUCAUCGACGAGGUUUCCCCCUACAACGGAAUCUUGGGCCGACCGUGGAUCAGCAAGAUCGAGGCCAUCACAUCUGCUCUACAUCAGAAGAUCCGCUAUCCCAUCCCUGGGGGCGGGAUCGGGCAGAUCAAUAGUGACCAAGCCAUGGCAAGGAGAUGCACCGCCCAAGGGCUCAAGAAGAGCAAGCAGUUGCAGUUCACACCAGUAAUGCAAGCUGCCAACGAGGCAGGAAGCGCUCUUAGCAGACAAGCAAACCCGAAAGGGAAGGAAGAUCAAGGUGAGGGAAUCCGCCCGGAAGACUCCCCUGAAAAGGGUUGGAAGCCUGAGGAUGACGUUGAGUUAGUACCUCCUGAUCUUGGCCAGCUAGACAAAGAGGCGCAGAUCGGCUCGUGCCAGAAACCGAACAAGAAGGAUCGAGACGAGGGAAUCCGCCCGGAAGGCUCCCUUGAAGAAGGUUGGAAGCCUGAGGAAGACGUUGAGUUAGUACCCCCCGAUCUUGAUCAGCCAGAGAAGGAGGCGCAGAUCGGCUUGCACCAGAAUUCAACCAAGAAGGAUCGAGAUGAGGGAAUCCGCCCGGAAGGCUCCCUUGAAGAAGGUUGGAAGCCUGAGGAAGACGUUGAGUUAGUACCCCUCGAUCCUCACCAGCCAGACAAGAAAGCGCGGAUCGGCUCGCGCCUAAGCCCAGACAAGAAGAUGGAGCUGACCAUCUUUCUCCAGAACAACAAAGACAUGUUCGCGUGGUCACCAUCUGACAUGCCUGGCAUUGACCCAAAUAUCAUUUGCCAUCGGCUCCAUGUCAACCCAGCUAGCAAGCCCGUGGUGCAGAAGAGACGCAACUUUGCUCCCGAGCGGGUCGCGAUCAUUGAAGCCGAGAUCGACAAGCUCCUAGCUGCCGGUUUCAUUGAAGAGGUCUCCUACUCGGAAUGGCUGGCUAACGUUGUUCUGGUGGCGAAACAAGAAAAGGGAAAAUGGAGAGUAUGCGUUGAUUACACCGACCUCAACAAAGCGUGCCUUAAAGACAACUUCCCACUGCCGAGAAUCGACCAGCUCGUGGAUUCAACUUCCGGCAACCAGCUGCUCAGCUUCAUGGAUGCUUACUCCGGCUAUAAUCAAAUUAUGAUGUACGAUGAUGACAAGGCGAAGACCUCUUUCAUCAUCGAAAGAAGGACCUACUGCUACAAGGUCAUGCCCUUUGGGCUGAAGAACGCCGGAGCAACCUACCAAAGGCUCGUGAAUAAAAUUUUCAAGGAGCAGAUCGGCAGAACCAUGGAGGUGUACGUGGACGAUAUGCUGGUUAAAGCCCCCAAGCGGGCAGACCACCUCAAAAACCUCACCGAGGCGUUCAGCCUACUCCGCCAAUAUCGCAUGAAGCUGAAUCCAAGUAAAUGCACGUUCGGUGUAUCGUCUGGCCGGUUCCUAGGGUACUUAGUGACGCAACGAGGUAUCGAGGCACACCCGCGCCAAAUCAAAGCCAUUCUCGAGAUGAAGUCGCCUUCCACAGUGAAGGAGAUACAAAGCCUGACGGGCAGAGCAGCGGCCCUUAACAGAUUCCUCUCAAAGUCUACCGACAAGUGCAGACCAUUCUUCAAAGCUUUGAAGAAAGGACAAAAAGACAAAUGGGACGAAGAGUGCGAAGUAGCUUUCCAGAAUCUAAAGACCUACCUUACUUCACCUCCUUUGCUCUCAAAGCCAGUUCCUGGUGAAGACUUGUUCGUGUACCUGGCAGUGUCCAACUCGGCCGUCAGCUCAGCUCUCAUUCGAGAAGAACUUGGGGCCCAACAUCCGAUAUUCUACACGUCAAAAGCUCUCCUCGAUGCAGAGACUCGUUACCCGAAAUUGGAGAAGCUCAUUUUGGCCCUUGUGGUUUCUGCGAGAAAGCUGCGACCUUAUUACCAAGCUCACCGAGUCAUCGUCAUGACCGACUUUCCUUUGAGAUCAAUCCUCCACAGCCCUGAUGCUUCUCAGCGACUCAUGAAGUGGGCUAUAGAGCUAAGCCAAUACGACCUCCUCUACCGGCCGAAGACUGCAAUAAAAGCUCAAGCCUUAGCAGACUUUGUUGCAGAAUUCACACCAUCAACCGAAGAAGAGAAGCUGAGACAUGUGGCAGUUGCGCGUAGACGGAGCGUCGAACCAGAAAAAGCUGGAGCAGGCGUCGUCAUCAUCACCCCAGAUGGAACCCUGUUAGAGCAAGCUAUCACGCUUGGCUUCCCGGCUUCAAACAACGAGGCAGAGUACGAGGCGUUGCUCGCUGGCUUGCGCUUGGCAAAGGAGCUAUCAAUCAAAAAGCUGGCCAUCUACUCAGAUUCCCAGCUGAUCACAAAUCAAGCCUCAGGAGAAUACAUGGCGAAGCACCCAAGGAUGAUCUUGUACCUUGACAAAGUUCAAGAGUUGUUGAAGGCGUUUCCCACCUUCACCAUCCAGCAAGUUCCCAGAGCAGAGAACGCACGCAGAUGCACUAGCAAGCUUAGGAUCGGCGCUGGAUACCCAGUUCAGACGUUCCAUCCCGGUCGAGCACCUUGA
Prunus armeniaca (apricot) is the source of this 5451-nucleotide messenger RNA. NCBI's taxonomy places the organism in Eukaryota, Viridiplantae, Streptophyta, Magnoliopsida, Rosales, Rosaceae. The record is from the annotation of a GenBank genome assembly.